This is a messenger RNA of Octodon degus (degu), 675 nucleotides long. RefSeq names its product F-box only protein 5-like. The record is from RefSeq and is a predicted model, not a curated record. Gene Ontology annotation, molecular function: protein binding. NCBI's taxonomy places the organism in Eukaryota, Metazoa, Chordata, Mammalia, Rodentia, Octodontidae. Gene Ontology annotation, biological process: regulation of mitotic nuclear division; negative regulation of meiotic nuclear division. The transcript has 5 exons. The coding region runs from base 133 to 675 and encodes 180 amino acids. Gene Ontology annotation, cellular component: nucleus.
CUUCAUUUUGAAAAAGUGGUUUGCUCAACAUUAAAAAAGAAUGCUAAGCGAAAUCCUAAACUAGAUCGAGAGAUACUGAAGGAAAUUAUAUCCAGUGGAAAUUUUAGACUACAGAAUAUAAUUGGCAGGAAAAUGGGCCUGGAAUUUGUAGAUAUUCUCAGUGAACUCUUUCGAAGGGAACUCAAACAUCUCUUAGCAAAUAUUUUGGCACAGCUUAGUGACAUGGACUUAAUCAAUGUGUCUAAAGUGAGCACUACUUGGAAGAAGAUUCUAGAAAAUGAUAAAGGGGCAUCCCACUUGUACAAAAAAGCAAUGGAAAGAGUUACUGAAAAGAGCAUUAAGUUUUCACCACAUGCUUCAACCAGAGAGUAUGUUACGAUCAGAACUGCGUUAGCUUCUGUUCAGAAAUCAGCAUCGCAGCCGCUUCCCAAGAAAGAUGCUCAAGCCAAGUUAUCCAAGCAGGAUGACCGGAAAAGUUCUGCUUAUAGUCGACACAGUGAAUUCUCUGAGGUUGCCAAGACUUUGAAAAAGAGUGAAAGCCUCAAAGCGUGCAUUCGCUGUAAAUCGCCAGCCAAAUUUGAUUGCUAUUUGCAGCGUGUCCAUGCGUUGAAGGCUUGCCUCCCAUCCCGUGGCAAUAAUGGGAAGCAGUAUGAGAGGAAGUUAGGUCGUCGGUGA